GAUAAUCGUUGGAAAGGAACCACGUAGGCAUGAGAUUAUUGACCAUACUUACUGGAUAGAAUAGAUAGGUAAAUAAAGUGAACAUCUGGACAAAAUUAGUGGAAGACCGCCGCAUACUCGUAGGGAGAGAAUAAAUUUACCCUCAUGUCUAUUGUAAUGCUAGUUUUUUUUGGUGUGAUCUUCUUUCAACUCACGACUGGUACACAAGUUAUCGGAGGUGGAUAUAACACAGAAUCUGACGUAGAAGCGGAAACAGCUCUACGGUUGGUGAGGUUAGCCUUCGCCUCAUCAUCCAAGCGCAGUGGCCGCAACGUCCUCGACGAGAAGCUAGAUCUCAACCUUGCUCCAGAGAUUCAAAAAGUGAAGUCGUCACUAUCGAGCUCUAGGAAGAGGACGAGAAGAGACCCGACUCACAGAAACAGGAAUGAUGCUUUUAACUGCCACUUACUUUCUAUGAUGCUCGGAGAAUUGAGUCCGUUCCUCAACUUGACCCAAUUCGUCGGACUGGCCCGCCAAUUAGAGAGCUAUCCUUCAUUGCCAGAUAACCAGCCCAGCGUUGACGACUGCCCAUCCGGCUACGGGUCUUGGUGGCCGAGGAGUGAGAUGAACCUUAGGUCAACAUGCCCUUGGGUGUACGAAGAGAUAGAUCUAGGACCUACCAUGUAUCCAAGAAAAAUUCAGCAGGCUGUGUGCAUCUGUGAGACGUGUAUCGCCGCGGACUCCAUGAAUUGUGAAGAAAUCCGUCAGAACAUGACCGUGUUCAGCAUUAGAGGAUGUCCUGAUGGGGUGGCCAUCUAUAACAAACUGGAUCUGUCCAUCGUCGUGGGCUGCCACUGCGCCAACGCCGCCAUCAGCCAGGUGCGAAUCACCGAAGCCUAGUGGACGAGAGCCCCAGAAGAAGAGGGGAAGCGUCAGGAGAAGUCAGGGAUACGUCUGAUACACAGACUUCUUCCUUGUCGUUGACGACCAGGACCUCUUCUAUUUUAUGUUCAAACUCUCUUAUCUUAUCUUACAGAACCACUCGACAGUUAAGACCAAGGAAGGCUGUUCUUCCGACCUUCUAUUUCUCUAUUCUUUUGGUUAGCAUGUCUUAUUAUUAGCCCAUUUCUAUCUCUAUUUAAGACAGCUCUUUGCGUCCAGUAAUAAACUACAUAAUGCGGUUCA
Biomphalaria glabrata is the source of this 1164-nucleotide messenger RNA. RefSeq lists its product as uncharacterized. Gene Ontology annotation, molecular function: cytokine activity. Lineage: Eukaryota; Metazoa; Mollusca; Gastropoda; Planorbidae. Gene Ontology annotation, cellular component: extracellular region. The record is from RefSeq and is a predicted model, not a curated record. Bases 145 to 879 code for a protein of 244 amino acids. The transcript is spliced from 3 exons.